AUGGAGGGAGGAGGUGUGGAGAGAGGGAUAUGGGAGCCCCUGACCCCCUCAUCCUUUCCCUGCUCUUGUUGUUGUUGUGACUCAAAUUUUGGACCAAGCUCUGUGAGUUUUCAGUUUCCUGGGAAACGGUCAAAGUCCCCCAUCAUCAUGGCGACCGUCGGCUCAAACCUGUCAGAGCUCGACAAACUUCUGUUGGAACUGAACACGGUUCACGAGAGCUCAGCAGCAUUUACCACAGAAGCCCCUUCCCCUCGGACCUCCAGCCCUCAUGUCCUUGUCACACCCCCCCACAGAGAAGCGGUGUCCUGGACCAAGGAGAGAGCGAGUGUGGGCAGCGACCUAGAGUCCGCUCUGCCCUGGGAGCCCAGCUCUGGUCCUCUCUUGGUCACGGAGGACUCUCUGGAGCUGAUGUCCCAUCCUGAAGGGACGUCCUGCUGGGCUCCACCUCAUCAGACAUCUCAUUGUGACGAUGGUCCCUCUCCUCACGGUGGUCCCUCUCCUCACUGUGGUCCCUCUCCUCAUGGUGGUCCUUCUCCUCACGGUGGUCCCUCUCCUCACGGUGGUCCCUCUCCUCACGGUGGUCCCUCUCCUCACGGUGGUCCCUCUCCUCAUGGUGGUCCCUCUCCUCACGGUGGUCCCUCUCCUCAUGGUGGUCCUUCUCCUCACGGUGGUCCCUCUCCUCACGGUGGUCCCUCUCCUCACGGUGGUCCCUCUCCUCAUGGUGGUCCCUCUCAUCUUGGACCUUCCGCAUCUUUAGCGACCCGGGAGCUCGACCAGCUGAUGGCGUCGCUGUCAGACUUCCAAACCCAGAGUGACUCCGGGUCUCAGUCGUCUGUGAAUCAAGAAGAGUUUUUACCCGCCCUUUCACAGGCCCUGCCCACUGCACCCUCACAAGCCACUCCCACAACCGCCCUUCCCUUACUUGACCUACACAUAGAUGAAGACAACAGCUCUUCUAUAAAACCUCAUAAUGCCGAAGUCUCCGCCCCCUCUCCCGAAAGCCCCGCCUGCUCUCCUGUAAUCCCCACCCACUCUCCCGUAAUCCCCACCCACUCUCCCGUAAAUCCAACCUACUCUCUUGUAAGCCCCGCUCAUUCCCCCAUAAGCCCCGCUCCACACUCUGAAAUCACAGCGGCUCCUAGAGUCUGCAGUGCGAAACACGUCCAAAGGAUAUCGAGUCCCAUACCCAAACCGCGCCUCUCCAGCCCGCUCACCCUACCACUGCUGAGUACUAAUGCUGGUAUUAGCAUGGAGCUAGCAAACAUGGGGCGCGCAAGCCCAAUUACAAUCCCACUGCUGUCUGCGCCACGCGUGUCCAGCCCUGUCCUUGCGCGUGUGUCCAGUCCUGCGCUUAGACCUCAGACUCCACCCACUGCUCAGAGUCCGGCCACUGUUCAGACUCCACCCACUGCUCAGACGCCGCCCACCAUCAUCAGGAAGACCUUCUCUGUGAGCCCGCCCCGCAGUUUCUCCUCGGAGCCAAAAGAGUAUCUGGAGGACGCCCUGGCUGCACUGCUGCCUGACGACCACAUGGAGGCGCUGUCAGAAGACGAGUGGUUUGACGACUGCCUUAGCCCCUCCCCCUGUCCCGACACUCCGGACGCCUCUCUGGAGCUACCCUCUCAGCAGCCGUCAGCCGUUGAGCGCCUGUCCGCCUCAGGGCAGCUAAAGGCUGUGAUUCGCCGGACGCAGCAGACCCCCCACGUUCACCCCAUGCUCCGCGAUGGCAAACGGAAAAACUCCCCAGUCCUGAUGCACCGCUCGGGGUCUCAAGACCGACUGAUCCAGGAGCUGCAGGGGAAGCUGGGGAUCGGGCGACCGGAACGCAAGAGGAGACCACAGCGCACAGACGACUGGCUGACGGAGGGAGUCAUCGUCAUGUCCAACCCCCAAAGGAGGCGUGAGGAGAGGGAGGUGGACAAGAUCAUCAUCCCCCCAGAGUCUCCCGCCCCCCAGAGGAAGGUUCAGCCCCCACGUCCCCCAACACCUCCUCCACCCAAGGAGCUUACACCUCCUCCUCCCCCCACCACACCUCCUCCACCAAAGCAGCCUGCACCUCCUCCUCCCCCCACACCUCCUCCACCCAAGGAACCUACACCUCCUCCUCCAAAGGAGCCUACACCUCCUCCACCCAAGGAGCUGACACCUCCCCCCACACCUCCUACCAGAGACCCCACACCUCCUUCACCUAAGGAGCCUACACCUCCUCCCAGAGAGCCUACACCUCCACCCAGAGAGCCUACACCUCCUCCCAGAGAGCCUACACCUCCUCCCAGAGAGCCUACACCUCCACCCAGAGAGCCUACACCUCCUCCCAGAGAGCCUACACCUCCUCCCAGAGAGCCUACACCUCCCCCCAGGCAGUUCUCCUGUGUGAGCUGCCAGACCGAUGACAACCCCGCUUUCCCACCACUGCAGACACAGAACCCUCCCUUGCUCAGCAGUCUUCAGGGAGGACUGACUCGACUCGGGCUUCAGACUGAGGCCAAAGGAGUUUGUGCAGCUUGCAAGAAACCCAUUGUGGGAGCGGUGGCGACUGCAAUGGGGCAGAUGUUUCACCCGGACCACUUUGUUUGUUCUCACUGUGAGGAACAAAUUGGUUCCAGAAACUUUUAUGAACGCGACGGACUUCCGUUCUGUGAAGAGGACUAUCUCCUGCUGUUCUCCCCCCAUUGCGACUACUGCAACGGGCCAAUCUUGGAUAAGGUGGUGACAGCGUUGGAGAAGGCAUGGCAUCCGGAGCAUUUCUUCUGCGCUCAGUGUGGAGAGUUCUUUGGACCUGAAGGGUUCCACGAACGGGACGGCCGGCCCUACUGUCGGGCAGAUUUCCUCGACCUGUUUGCACCAAAGUGCAGCGGCUGCUCCAAACCCAUUCUAGAAAACUACAUAUGUGCCCUGAGCACUCUGUGGCAUCCAGAGUGUUUCGUCUGCAGGGAGUGCUUCACGCCCUUCGUUGAUGGCACGUUCUUCGACCACGGCGGGCAGCCGCUCUGCGAGGAACACUACGCUGCGCACCGAGGGACGCUGUGCGCAGGAUGUGAGCGUGCUAUCAGGGGGCGCUGUGUCACCGCCAUGAACCGCAAGUUCCACCCAGAGCACUUUGUCUGCGCUUUCUGUCUCAAACAACUGAACAAAGGGACUUUCAAGGAGCUCAGAGACAAGCCCUACUGCCACAGCUGCUUCCACAAGCUGUUCAACUAG
Knipowitschia caucasica is the source of this 3201-nucleotide messenger RNA. The record is from the annotation of a GenBank genome assembly. Lineage: Eukaryota; Metazoa; Chordata; Actinopteri; Gobiiformes; Gobiidae.